Molecule: messenger RNA, 2412 nt
Organism: Bombina bombina (fire-bellied toad)
Lineage: Eukaryota; Metazoa; Chordata; Amphibia; Anura; Bombinatoridae
Gene: WLS
Product: Wnt ligand secretion mediator
Exons: 12
Coding region: 431-2068 (545 amino acids)
Biological process (GO): intracellular protein transport; Wnt signaling pathway; Wnt protein secretion
Cellular component (GO): endomembrane system; organelle membrane
Molecular function (GO): Wnt-protein binding
Source: RefSeq, a predicted model, not a curated record
UUGUAGAGAAGGGACCAACAUUGUGAUCCUCUUGUAACAUUUAACAUUACAGAGAGCAACAGAAUUACUAGGUGAAUUGAUCAUAAAUAAAACGCAGCCAUUUAUAAUGCUGGUGCUGCUAUUUUAUUUAAAUGGAGUUCAGUGAGACUGCAGCUCUAGUCCUGAGAGGGGAGGUGCAUUGUGUGUUAACUUUGCUGAGCACGUCACGUGACCUUAGAGGCUGCUUCUGCUACAGCUUCUCCUUUAAAUCUGAAGGCAGCAGUGUUCUCUGUAAUUUCAGUGCAAGACAGGAGGAGAGAGAGCUCCACACACGGGGAAAAGAGACAGAAAAAAAGGAUUUAUUUAACCAAGUCUUGUUCUGACCAGAGGAAUUUGAUCUUUUUUUAUAUAUACAAUUACACUGAGCUUGCAACAAACUCCAGAAUAAAUCAUGGCUGGGGCAAUUAUUGAAAACAUGAGCACCAAAAAGCUGUGCAUAGUUGGGAUUAUUUUGCUUAUUUUCCAAGUGCUGUCUUUUCUUGUUGGAGGUUUGAUCGCUCCAAAGCCAACUUCGACUGUCCAUUCCAUAGCAAUAAAAUGCAUUGAUCGAGCGAAAGGUCAGACAUCCAAGUGGUUUUUGCCAUGGGGGAGAAGCCAGUGUGAAAAUGUACAGUCGUUUGAUGAAGCAACACAAAGGCACAUAGAAGCCAACAAUAUUGUGUUUGCUGUGCACAUUCCAUUUGACAGACAGGAGAUGAGUCCCUGGUUCCAGUUCAUACUGAUUGUAAUGCAGCUGGACAUUGCUUACAAUAUAAAAAAUGACAAACAGGAAAAUGCAAUGGUUACUUUUGAUGUUGCUAUGGGAUACCGUGAUGACCCACACGAGGAGUGGAAAGAUUUAGCGAGAUCUAUGGAACAAAGAAAACUUAAAUGCACAUUUCCAGUCACAAAGACGCAAGACAAUGAAGGGCGCUUUUAUGACUGCGAUGUUGUUCCGCUUUUAGAGCUAGGAAGUGUGGCGCAUAAAUACUACCUCCUUAAUAUCAGACUCCCUGUGCAUGAUCAGAAGAAUAUCAAUAGAGGUAUCGGAGAUAUAAGGGACCUGCAUGUUGUGACUAUUUUCCAGAAUGGCGGUUUUACGAAGGUUUGGUUUGCUAUGAAAACAUUCCUGACUCCAAGUAUCCUGAUCAUUAUGAUUUGGUACUGGAGGAGAAUAACAAUAAUGACCCGCUCCCCUGUUCUUCUGGAAAAAGUCAUUUUUGCUUUGGGCAUCUCAAUGACUUUUAUUAAUAUUCCUGUUGAGUGGUUUUCCAUUGGGUUUAACUGGACCUGGAUGUUAUUGUUCGGAGAUAUCCGGCAAGGUAUCUUCUAUGCAAUGCUGCUAUCGUUUUGGAUCAUCUUCUGUGGAGAACACAUGAUGGAUCAAACUGAUAGAAAUCGCAUCUCUGUCUACUGGAAGCAAGUUGGUCCCAUUGCCUUUGGGUCUUGUUGCCUCUUUAUAUUUGAUAUGUGUGAAAGGGGCGUACAACUAAAGAAUCCAUUCUUUAGCAUCUGGACGACAGAUGUUGGAGCUGAUCUUGCCAUGGCUUUUAUUAUUGUGGCUGGAAUUUGUGCCUGUCUGUAUUUCCUGUUUCUGUGUUUUAUGGUAUUUCAAGUCUUCAGAAACAUAAGUGGCAAACAGUCGUCAAUACCAGCAAUGACCAAGGCGCGCAGACUUCAUUAUCAGGGAUUGAUAUUUCGGUUCAAGUUUUUGAUGAUCAUUACAUUGGCUUGUGCAGCAUUAACAGUUAUUUUUUUCAUUACAACUCAAGUGUCUGAUUUUCAGAUUUCUGAAGGUAACUGGAAAAUAGGUGACUAUCCUAUUGAACUGAAUAGCGCCUUCUUUACUGGGGUCUACGGAAUGUGGAAUCUUUACGUCUUCGCCCUUAUGUUUCUGUACGCUCCUUCACACAAGAAUUACGGUGACGAAUCUUCAAAUGGUGGAACUGGAGCUAGCAGUACAGAGGAACUUCAGCUCACAACUACAAUUACUCACGCGGACGGACCAACGGAAGUUUACCGGCUCGCUGGAAAGGAAGCUCAAGAGUAGCGCAGACUUUUAUUGUGGGACAAAAUUUAGACAUUCUAGUUUAUAUAUCCCACUAUGUUACAAAUAGCCUUCAUUAAAAUAUGGUAUUUAUAGCUCUAUUUCUCUUUGUUAGAGGAGUGGCAUGGCAAUUAUUUGUAUUGUAACUAUACAUAUAUAUAGUUUGUGGAAGAGUUGUUUUUCACACCAAUGGAAAAAAUACAAUUAUUUUCACAGCUGCUCAAUGAAAAUAAACAUUAGUAUGUACAGUAGAACCAAUUUUAUUGGAAUAUAUUAGACACUGACACACAAACUGCCUUUUUGUUAAAAGCAAUAUUCAAUUAGCAAUAAACAUUUUUUUGUAUUUA